Aspergillus steynii IBT 23096 is the source of this 2130-nucleotide messenger RNA. RefSeq names its product T6SS phospholipase effector Tle1-like catalytic domain-containing protein. The annotation marks the transcript as partial. The record is from RefSeq and is a predicted model, not a curated record. The transcript has a single exon. NCBI's taxonomy places the organism in Eukaryota, Fungi, Ascomycota, Eurotiomycetes, Eurotiales, Aspergillaceae.
AGAUGCUUGAUCGCAGCAAAAGCCACCAGUUCCACUAUUAUCAGCCGGGGAUAGGGACGUACGUUACGUCCAAGUCCCUUUCCAGUCAUGGUCGCUUCCAGCGCAUCAGGUCUGCUUACCUAAAAGCCAAGGACUCUGCCGUCGGUUCCUCCUUUGCUGAACAUGUCAUGGGAGGAUACAAGUUCCUCAUGAGAUACUAUACUCCGGGUGAUGAAAUUUAUUUCAUUGGGUUCAGUCGAGGCGCUUAUAUUGCGCGGUUUCUGGCGGAAAUGCUCGACUACAUCGGCCUCCUCGAGGCGGGCAAUGAGGAGCUGACCCGGUUUGCGUGGAAGACGUUCGCUAAAUGGCAACAGCGACGUAGCGGAGGCACUGACGAAGAGAAAGAGGAGAAGCGGCAACUGUUCCGCUAUAUGAAAGCCUUCCGGGAAACCUUCAGCCGGCCGAUUACCAGAAUCAAGUUCAUGGGCCUGUUCGAUACGGUCAACAGUGUGCCCAGAUUUGAGUCCGCUUGGAUGCAAAGAAGUAAAUUCCCAUAUACCGCUCGCAGUUCGGCCAAAGUCAUUCGACAUGCCGUGGGAAUUGACGAGCGACGCGCCAAGUUCCGACAGGAUCUCAUCUCGGAAACCAAACCCUGGCAGCACAAGAAGAGACGCCAUCAUGGUUGGGGACGGCAUCACCUACCUCACCUUCGUCACCAUCAUGACGGUUCCGAGAACGUGCCCGCCAUUGUCGUCAACGACGGAAACAAUGACCACAAAGACGCAAACUAUGCAGGAUCUACCCAGCAGGGACAGGAGGACGCCGCGUCGAACUACCGCAGCAUGUGCAGCUCUCAUGACGACGACGAGGAGCAACCCCAUCGCUACCGCGCCCCUUCCCCUGCUCCUGGCCAGAGGAGACAUCUGAGUCUCGCGGUUCCCAUGGUGACAGGGUCCACGGAGGAUUUAACGUCUGUCAAGAGUGGCCACUCGGGGCUUUCUCUUCAAGUUCCGGAUCCCCAUGCUCAGGGGGAUUUCGACGACCCGGACGAGAGUUCCCAGGACAUCCAAGAAGUAUGGUUUCCUGGAGGUCAUGCGGAUAUUGGUGGCGGAUGGAAACUAGGCGCCGAGGAAGAGUGGCCGCUCAGCCACGCACCGUUAGUCUGGAUGGUCCAAGAGGCACAGAAAGCGGGUCUUCAACUCGACACACGGAAAUUGAAACAAUUCGAGUGCUGCGAAGAAUACGAUGGACAGUAUUCUCCCAUCCACCAGAAUAUUCGCUGGAACCGCAGCAAUGGCUGGGGUCAUGAUCAAGAUUAUGCCCAUGGGGGCAACGACGAGUCCGAGCACCCUAUGUUCAGACUGACCGUCAAUGAUGGUUCAAAGCCGCGGUCCAAGUCAAGCUGCAAUUUCCUUGCAGCCCUUCACAGUUCGAGUCGAGAGGGCAUGCUGCACGACUGCCUUUCUUUCAACAAGGGUCUUCCAGCAAUGUCCGUUCUCACAUGGCGCAUCAUGGAGUAUCUGCCGUUCCGCCGAAUGGACUUGCAGGAAGACGGAUCUUGGAAGCCAAUCCGCUGGCCACUUCCUUGCGGUGAGGUACGCGACAUCCCGAACGACGCCCAAAUCCACGUGUCUGCGAUGCGCCGAAUGGCUGCAGACCCUGAAUAUCGCCCGGGAAAUCUGAUCGUCGGCGGCGGUGGAAGAGGCGUCAAACGAGCUCCCGAAGAAUACGGAAUUGGGCAGUGGGUGGUCAAAGACUAUGAAGGCGAUCCAGUUCGAGAAGUAUACGUGCGAAAGAGUGUGUCGAAGAUGUGUCGAGAUCACGAACACCAAGAUCAAGGGCCCAGCAUGUGCAAGGAUGAUGAUCAUCAGUAAACACGGGAGCCCCGAGAUUGUAUCAGGGAAGUUUCUGGCUGUCGUGCUGUACCAUUCCUUUCCUUUCCUGUCUUUUUUCCUUCUUUUCGAUUCCUUUUUUAAAUCUUUUCCAUCCCUCUUUCAUCUGUUCACCCCCAUUUUCUUUAUCUUCGGCCCACUCAAUUUGUCCUACCCCUAGCGUUGGAGGGGUCGAACUACUAAUACUGCUUGCGCUUCCACUAGUCGAGACUUGGAAGUUGUUGGAGAAACUCUAUAUAUAUAUAAUGAAUGUAAUGUG